This is a messenger RNA of Penicillium odoratum, 1476 nucleotides long. RefSeq names its product MmgE/PrpD family protein. The transcript has 2 exons. Gene Ontology annotation, molecular function: lyase activity. Lineage: Eukaryota; Fungi; Ascomycota; Eurotiomycetes; Eurotiales; Aspergillaceae. The record is from RefSeq and is a predicted model, not a curated record. Bases 1 to 1476 code for a protein of 491 amino acids.
AUGACUGAUUCCCCUCCACCAGUCACCCAAGAGCUCUGUGACUGGAUCUACAGCCUGUCUCUUUCCGACAUUCCACCGGAGAAAGUCACGAGAUGCAAAUAUUUGAUUCUUGAUGGGCUUGCCUGCGCACUUAUUGGGGCACAUCUUCCCUGGUCCGAGGAUGCCGUGAAAGGUGUUCUUUCGAUUGAAUCUGGGGGCAAUUGUAGCAUCAUUGGAUGGGAAAAGAAAAUUGGAUUAUUGGCAGCAGCCCUUCUCAACAGCACAUUUAUUCAAGGAUUUGAAUUGGAUGAUUACCAUCGAGAAGCUCCGAUCCACUCAAACGCCAUCGUCCUCCCGACAUUGUUGGCUACACUCGAGCACUGCGGUGCGGUAGAUUCCACACCAAUGACAGGUGCACAGUUUCUCCUCGCUGCCAUUGUAGGCUAUGAGACCGGUCCACGGGUUGGCCUCGGUGUCUACGGGAUCGAGGUCCUAUCUCGCGGAUGGCAUUCCGGAGCCAUCUUCGGGCCCGCUGCCUCUGCAGCUGCAGCAACGAAACUUUUACAGCUUCCCGCGCCCAUGAUUGAAGAUGCUAUUGGUAUUGCCUGUACCCAGGCAGGUGGGCUGAUGUCGGCUCAAUACGAGAGCACUGUGAAGCGGAUGCAGCAUGGAUUUGCCGCUCGCAAUGGUCUCUUCGCGGCAUUUAUGGCGCGUAGCGAGUACAUGGGUAUCAAAAAGGUCCUGGAGCGUCCGUAUGGCGGGUUCCUGAGUACGUUCAGUCUAGGAAAUGGAAGGGAUCCUGCAUAUCGGCCUGAGAGAGUGGUUGAGGGGCUCGGCUCUACUUGGGAGAUUGAUCAGAUUGUUGUCAAACCUUAUGCUUCUAUGGCUGCGACUCAUGGCACGAUUGACUGCAUGAGGGCGCUGCAAGAUAAGUAUCCCAAAGAUUUUGUGGCACAUCGAAUACGUAAGAUCACCGUUGAUCUUUCGGAGCCAGCUUUCAAGAAAGGUGGCUGGAAGCCGAAGAGACCCAUGACUGUUACUGGCGCACAGAUGAGCUGCAUAUAUGCAGCUGCCAUGCAGCUCUUGGAAGGAGAGGUGCAACCCGCUCAGUUCGCACCGGCGCAGUUGGAGAGAGACGACGUGUGGGCACUCAUGGAUAAGAUUCAAUGUGUGCAUGAUGCAGCAUUCGAUGUUAGUGUAGAUGCGAUCUGGCAGCAACGUGUCCAUGUGGAACUACGCGAUGGGGAGGAUCAAACAGGAGAAACAAAGACAUUGACCGAGUUUGUCGCCGCGCCACGUGGAAACAAGAUUCCUUUGUCUAACGAUGACAUCCUCGAGAAAUGGCGGCACAUCACAAAGGAUGUUAUUAGCCAAGAUCGGAGAGAAGCGAUUGAGAAAGCAGUACUCGGUUUAGAGCAGGUUGAAAACGCCGGCAUCUUAACUGAAUUACUCCGCGGUCGGACAUUGAAUGUAUUUCAAGCUGGCCAUGACAAUUAA